This is a messenger RNA of Oppia nitens, 1219 nucleotides long. RefSeq lists its product as uncharacterized. Lineage: Eukaryota; Metazoa; Arthropoda; Arachnida; Sarcoptiformes; Oppiidae. Gene Ontology annotation, cellular component: nucleus. The record is from RefSeq and is a predicted model, not a curated record. The transcript has a single exon. The coding region runs from base 112 to 1188 and encodes 358 amino acids.
UUUGUUGGUCACACGUGUGUUGGCUUUAAAUGCUUUUGAAUUUUAAUAUUAAAUGUGAUUUAGAUAUUGUCGUCAAUUAAGUGAUCAAUCAAUUAAUUAUUAGUCCUAAUAAUGGCUAAGAAAAAAAAUAAAGAGAAAGACUUCCAGAAGAAAAAAUUAAAAGUCGGACGAAGAUUAUUGGGACCACAGAAUGAUACGAAAACUGAGUUCAAGUCCAAGAAGAUUAUCAUCAAAGAGAUGGAGUCGAGAACUAAAGAUCCAAUUAAGACAUUGACUAACAGUUAUGGCAUUAAUAGUCAAAUAAAGAUAAUGUGUUUAAGUAGUCUUAAUAAUUGGAUUAACUCGACAAACAUUAAUACCAAAUGUGGAGAAGUUGUUAACGUUGUCUGUAAAUACAUGAAUGAUUGCGACCAAAGAGUCAGAAACGAGUGCAUCAAAUGUCUUAAACAUUGUAUUUCAUUAUUAAAUACUAAAACAAAUGGCGAGAAACAGAGUAUAUCACCACUGAUGCCAAUUAUCCUCACUUACAUCAACUGUGGUCUCACUCAUAUCGACUCUCAUAUCAGUGGCGAUGCACUCAAGUUGUUAUCAUAUUUGAUGGACUUUUGUGAUAAUUCAUUGUUCAAUCAAUUGAUGCAAACUAUUAAAAGCAAAAUCAGUAAUAAAUCAAAUUUAGAUCCAAAUGUUUUAGAGAUUUGUUAUAAAUUGGUUUCAUUAAUGAAUAAAAAUGAUCGAAAUUCAACACUAAUGGUACAUAAAGAGCCACUUGUAAUCAAGUGGUCGACCGAUAAUUAUCACUGCGAUCUUCGGUCAUUUACCGUAAGUCAUAAGUUACCACCGAUUGAGAUUGAUCUCAGCUUUCAAAGUAGUACUUCUCAUGAUAUAAGCGACUCUUUCUUGAGUUUACUUAAAGAUAUCAUUAAAAAUGAGAUAAAAGGAUUGUUGCCACGAAGUGACACUAAUUUAACAUUAUCUAUAAGCGAUGCCAGAAAAGCUAUAUAUUGUAUGAAAAUGUUUUCAUUAAUGGAUUUUACAAUUGAUUUAAAUGAAGAACUGCCAACUUUUAAUAUAACUGCUAUUAACGUAAAUAAAAAAAGUAAUCAAAAACAACAACAAUUAAUAAAUCAUUUAACUAUUGAACUCAACGCUUCAAUCAAUCAAUUUUAUAAUAAAAGAAAAAGUAAAUAAAGAUAUAAAUUAAAAAUUUUAUUAAAAUAAC